Messenger RNA from Juglans microcarpa x Juglans regia, 780 nucleotides. RefSeq lists its product as uncharacterized. The coding region runs from base 1 to 780 and encodes 259 amino acids. The record is from RefSeq and is a predicted model, not a curated record. The transcript has a single exon. Lineage: Eukaryota; Viridiplantae; Streptophyta; Magnoliopsida; Fagales; Juglandaceae.
AUGGAUGAUUCUAUUCAGGAUCUCUACCAACGUCUUUCGCUGACUAAAAAGGAAAGUGAGGAGAUUGUGGUGGUGCCUGAACAAUUGCAGGAUUCUAUUAUUGGUGGUGAUAAGUGUUUGAUUAUGAAGUUAUUCACUGAUAAGCAUUACAACAAGGAUGUGUUUAAGAGUACUAUGAGGAAAGCUUUGCGAUUAACGAUGGGGGUGAGAUUUCGUGAUUUAAGUUCUACUCUCAUGUUUGUUGAGUUCGAUGAUAGGAGGGAUAAGGAGAAGGUUAUUCAGGAGGGCCCUUGGUCUUUUGACAAACACUUGGUUUUAUUAAAAGAUGUUGAUGGCAGAAAACAAGUAAAGCAAAUUCAAUUAACUUCGGCAUCUUUCUGGGUGAGGCUUCAUGAUUUGCCUUUGAUGGCGAGAAAUGAAUACGUUGGUCGAUUACUGGGGGAGAAAAUUGGAGUUUUCGAGAAAGUGGAUGUGGACGAAGGUGCAAUUGCAUGGGGAGAAUUUCAACGUGUUUGUGUAAACUUGCAAAUCUCUAAGCCACUGCUGAGGGGUUCCAUGUUCUCAAUUGGGGGUGGUGAACCCGUUUGGGUUCGGUUCUCUUAUGAAAGACUCCCAAAUUUUUGCUAUCUAUGUGGUUGUUUGGGACAUGGGGAGAAGGAAUGUACUGCUGUGACAUCUACUUCCAAGUUCUCUGGUAUGGAUGCUUUACCGUAUGGAAUGUGUCUUCGGGUAGGUGGGUAUAAUGCACGUUUCUUCGGGGGAACAAACCAAGCAAAGUAA